GUGCUUAUUGGCUGAUUUAGAAAGAGUAUAUUACCCUUUCUCAUAUCUCAAUCUUCCCGUCAUUUCAUGUAUUUGCCCCGUACUAUGGUACCCUGCCGAGCCGCACCAGAGAGCCGCACUGGCCCGACACCACCUUCCGUCAACGCUGGUCGUAUGACGUCGCGUUUGGGUUUAGAAUAAAUUUUUUACUAAAAACACUUUAUUAUCCCUUCGGCAAUCAUUAGAAACGAUGCAGAACGUUGUAAACACCGUUAAGGGAGCUGCUCUUAAUGUUGCUGAGUACUGGACCCCAAUAUUAAAGGAGUCAAAGUUCAGGGAGACGGGUGUUCUCACUCCAGAAGAAUUUGUUGCUGCUGGGGACCACCUAGUUCACCACUGCCCCACCUGGCAAUGGGCAACAGGAGAUGAAAGUAGAGCAAAAUCUUAUUUGCCUCGAAACAAGCAGUUCCUUAUCACGAGGAAUGUUCCAUGCUCUCGACGCUGCAAACAGAUGGAAUAUUGCGAUGAACAAGAGAAAAUAAUUGAAGCUGAUGACCCAGAUGGUGGAUGGGUGGACACACAUCAUUACGAUGCUGGGGUCUCAGGCUUGGAUGAAAAGGUUUCUGAAAUGAAUCUAGAACCCAAAGUUGACAAUACCCCUAAUAUAGACAGUGUUGCCAACAACAAUGCAUCUGAAGAGGAAGAGGAGGAAGAAGGUGAAGCAGAAGAUAUGGACGAAUUUGAUCUCGAUCAACUUGAUCAACAGGAUGAGGCUGCAUUGGAUAAUGCCCAGAAUGCUGCUAAGGAGGCAGCAGAGCCCUCUGGGGGUGAAAUUGUUCACACAAGGACCUAUGACCUUCACAUCACUUAUGACAAAUAUUACCAAACUCCACGUUUGUGGCUUUUUGGUUAUGAUGAAAAUCGCAAGCCACUUACAGUAGAGCAGAUGUAUGAAGAUGUGAGCCAAGACCAUGCAAAGAAAACAGUGACAAUGGAAACCCAUCCACAUGUUCCUGGCCCUCCAAUGGCAUCUGUGCAUCCAUGCAAACAUGCAGAAGUGAUGAAGAAAAUCAUUCAAACAGUGACGGAAGGUGGUGGCGAGUUAGGUGUACAUAUGUAUCUCAUAAUAUUCUUGAAAUUUGUGCAAGCGGUUAUUCCUACAAUAGAGUAUGAUUUUACGCAAAAUUUUGCAAUGAUGUGAUUUGUGACAGACUCUUCAUAAUAAUGCAAUAAAGUGCAUUUUAAACUUGUGAAUGGCUAUGCUAAAUCAUGCAAGAGUAUUCCAAAUACCACUAUAAAGAAUACUAUUAAAAUAAUUCUUCUCUUUAGAUGUACAUUGAAGAAUCUUGAUUGUUUUGUGCAUGCAAUUUUCAUCUCUCAAUUCAGAAAUUAUAUUUGACAUGACAACUGUCAUGUUCUUAUUGCGAUGCUCUAGUGAAUUCUUUUCAAAGCUGCUAUUGUGUGCAUGGAAUUUUCCCAGCAACUGUGAAAAGUAUUGCAUUUGUCAUAAUUAAACUCUUAGGAAUGGAUGAAAUUGAGUGUAUUGUUCUGUGCCAUAGUAAAAAGAGAACUGGAAACCGGAAGGUUUUUUUUUAAUAAUACAUGCUACAGUUAGAAAGUUUGCAAUACAUCACAGUUUUGCUUAGUUUAUUUUCACUUUUACACAAUGUUGCUUCAUAAACUCAAUGAAUGAUCUUCUCUUCGUUUUUUCCUUCCUAAUUUUUGUUUGAAUGGAAACUAGAUAUUUCUAGCGGCCUUCAUGUAGGAUUUGGAAUUACAGAUAAUUUAUAUGAUGAAGGAAUUCAUAAUAUAGUGAGCAUCUUUUGCGGACAUGAAUGACUGCGUGAACGUCUUUUGCAGACAUGAAUGACUGCUGUCAAUGCAGAAAGGAAUUCUUGGGACAAUAUUUGUUAUUGUAAUUAUGAGUUGCGGUGGUUCUAAUUUGGAAAAUAUAACAUCACUUUUCUAUUUUAUGUAUUAUAUUUUUUUAAAUAUUUAUGUACAAAGGUAUUUUUCUAUUCAGAAUAUAAAAUUCUGCCAAUGACAAUUGGUAAUUUUAGCUGCCAAAAUUUCUGCUUUUGAACUUUACUAACAUUUACCAAACCCUGCAUCACAUGUCAUUUACCAGUAUCUUGAUUUUUUUAUGAAGGUAAUUGACAAAGAAGAAUAUAGCUUUUGAGAAGAGUAAUAUCUCUUUUUAAUAUGGAAAAUUUUCUCAGUUUUUUGUAGAAUUACAAUUUAAAAAAAUGCCAAUCUGGCCACAAUGUUAAGAAUAAGACUAUUAAUGUUUGUAUGAUUUAUUAAAGAAGCUGCUAUAUUUUCAUGUUACUCUCAGUGAAAUAAAUGAUUACUAUAUUUACUUUAUUAAUAAAUUCACAGUCUUGAAAAACCUACUUUUCUUUAAAGUUUAUUUUUUUAUAGUUAAGUGUUUCUAUUGUUGUUUUCCACAAUGAUUUUGUGUUGUGUAGUAUAACCUUCAUUAUUUGGGGGUUCGAUUUUCUGUGAAUCCAAUUAAUUGGGUAAGUGGUAUCCAGUACUAAGUGGGACAAAAUUUGGGAUUGUGGGACUUCAAUUUCAGCAGCACAACCAGAAUUUUCUUUGGGGGCUGGGGAGGAAGCUUAGAUGUAGUUGCUCCUUACGUAGUGUCACCUUGAUUGUUUUGGUAUGUGUUUUGCAUUGAUACUGAAUUCAAAAUUAAAAUUUAAUUUUGUGUGUUAAUUUAUUAUUUUCAACAUAUGCAAGUGAGAUAUUUAAUGACUUUAAUUAAGAAAAAUUUAUCAAACUUGCAAUUAUGAAUGUGCCAUCAGCUUCAGGGGGAAGGUCCAUUAGCCAUGUUGCUUCAAUUUACCACCGCAAAAAUUAUAUCUUAAGAUGGGUAAAAAUUCACUUCAAAAAGAAAUCAAAACCCGGGGGGAGGGGGAAGACCCCUUUUUUCUUUCUUUCUCCACAUGGAAGAAAAUCAUCCAUACUUUCAAAGCUAUUCAAAAAAUUUAAUGAAUUGUAGUGAAAUGAAGUCCGCAGUAGGCUUUGAAAUUUGUGAUUUUUAUUAUUGAAAAUGAAGUUUGGUUUAUGUGGCAUGUUUUAUUGGGAACAGUGAUUGUGGAUUCUUACAUAUUUCUUAAUUAAUCUUUUAAUUAACACAUUUUAAAAGAAUAUUUCGAUUUUGUCAACCCUCACCUCUUCCCAUGAAUUACCUUGGAUAAUGGAGGUUGUACUGUUUUUAUUUGGUGCUAAGAUUCUGAAUGUGUGUAAAUGUUUUUUGUCAGUGCAUGAAUGCUUAUGUAUGUGCUAAAUGAAAUAACUAAAGAAUGGACAUGAAAUAUUUCCAAGUGUUUUGUCUUUCAUUAUGUGUGUUUAAUAAAUGUGUUGUUCUUUUUCAUUCUUCUAUCAAUAACAUUUCAUUUGUUGUAAUUUGGUAAGAUUAUUCAGAGUGUGCUAAAGAAUGAAAUUUGGUUUUCACAAUCUGUAUGUCGGUGGUAUUAAAAUUUAUUAAGUUAUUUAUUUUAUAAACUGAACAGUAGCAUUGGUGAAUGUUGCAUGCAGAGACAAGCCUUUGAAUUCACCAAUGUUCCUCUUCCUAAAGCUAUUUAAUUUUUUCAGUCAUAUUAAAGAUUUUGCAGUGUUAAAAAUCCAGGAAUGCUGUUUGAUCAUGUUCAGUUACAUCUGUUGUUCAUUUUCUGUAUGUAAAUAUAUUAUUGCAAUGUAUUUGUACACAUAUAGAUAUGAGAUUAUGAAGAGACAUUAAUUUCUUCUCUGCUCAAGAGUAGUGAAUGCAUGGUCAGGUUUCUCACCAAAUACACUUUUGUGUAUUUUCGGUUUUCACUACAACUGACAAAAACAAAUUACUUUUUAUGUUUGUGUAUUGUUUUAGGUUGUAUGCUAGUAUUUUAAUAGUUAUUUUUGAAUUGAAUAAUAAAUGAGCAUAGUGUGCAACAUAAUUUUUUUUUGUUUUGAAAUGAGAUUACCCUAA
Molecule: messenger RNA, 3949 nt
Organism: Gryllus bimaculatus (two-spotted cricket)
Lineage: Eukaryota; Metazoa; Arthropoda; Insecta; Orthoptera; Gryllidae
Source: the annotation of a GenBank genome assembly